Messenger RNA from Austrofundulus limnaeus, 6928 nucleotides. RefSeq lists its product as uncharacterized. NCBI's taxonomy places the organism in Eukaryota, Metazoa, Chordata, Actinopteri, Cyprinodontiformes, Rivulidae. The record is from RefSeq and is a predicted model, not a curated record. Gene Ontology annotation, molecular function: zinc ion binding; nucleic acid binding. Gene Ontology annotation, biological process: signal transduction. Gene Ontology annotation, cellular component: membrane; nucleus.
AGGAAAAGUUGGACAUGGUGGUGACGUGGACUGAUGAGGUACCACAGUGGACCAAACAAAAUGGACCCGUUCAGAUAACAACCAUUGAGUCUUUUUUAAAAAUGGUCUCGGGUUCCCAGGAAGUCCAUCAAGUACCAUUGACCUGAACCUUCUGAAGGUUGCUAACACCAUGUCCCAUCCUCUGUCCAACCGCCCUGUCUUUGGGGACCAAAGUGGACUCUCCAGUGGACAAAUGGAAAGAAACCUCGAGAGGACAUCCCUUCACCUCGGAUCUAUUGUUACCUCCUCUAGAACCAUUUCUGGAAGAAGGAAACCUCCAGCCCUACCUCCACCUUUGAGGUUCAGGCCUGGAAUGGUAGAAGCUACAUUAGACGAGGACAUCAAUGGCGUUUUAGACUUGAAUAUUGGUGAAGCUGAAGAUGCAGUUCCCUCCCUGGGGACUGGGACCUAUCUGACGCCAUCUACCAGCAGCAGCUCCUUGGACUGGUUGCAUAUCUGCAAAAAACCUAUAAACAACGAUCCGUCCGAGUUCGAGUCAUCCUUCGCCCGACUGAGCCAUGCUGACGGAGGUUCUCAUGCUUCCAACAAAGACUCCAGAAUGAGUCCAGACUUGAGGGACCGUGAGGAGUUCGUAACGGACCGGUCCAGUCUUUACAAUAACAUUCUAGAAGUAGCCACUAACAUCCUUCAGUGUUAUGAGCUCGAGAAAGACGACUUGGACCAGCUACUGUUUUACGAGGAUCAAAUCACUUUAGAGUCUCUGCCGUUUAUUUUACAAAACAUCAGCAUCGAGAAGAAGAAGAAGACAUCUGGAGUUCAGUCCGAAUCUCCACUCAGGACCAACCUGAGUGUGAUGGAUAGACUGGGUUGUUUUGAAGGGGUAGAGACGGUCCAGGGGGAAUUGUCAUCAGCUGGUCCUAAAGCAAAUGAAGGGGCGUACAUUGAACCUAUUGGUGAAUAUUCUGGGAAUAGAAAUGUGUUUCUGUUGGACUCUGCAAAGACUAGAAGUCCCAGUGGGGAACCACCACAAAGAACAAUACAGGUGAAAGUCAGUGGCUCUGGUUCUAGGUGGGACCAGAUGGGUUCUGACACUGGUCUCAGCUCAGUGGCUCUUUCAGCUGGUGAUCCAGCCGAACCAAUUCAGUCAAACCCGGAUUCACAAGCGGUUCUUCCAUUGCUCCCUCUGGGCAACCAGGACCAAAACCCUGUCAAGUUUACGAUCUCUUCAAAAAAAACAAAGGCGGGUGGCCUUUUGGGGCCCAAAACCCAACCAUCCAACUCCCCGCUCCAUAGUUCUGGUUCACCUGAGCUCAUUAGCAGUAAUGAUGACACUUGUACUGAAGUCCAAAGUCAAGAGUCAGAAGCUCCACAUGACCAGCUGCACUCAACGCCGCCAAAAUCCCACAUACCACGGCCCCACGUGAACCCGCCAGAACCAAAGACUGUUCCUGUUCGAAGUCUCGUACCUCAACCGAUACCGGCACCAGAAAACCCAGUCCAAGUGCUGCUUCCCUUGUCCAACAGAGAGUCUUCAGCUAAAAGAGACGUCUCUGAGGGUCUGCCAACACCGGCCAUGAUGGAAGAUCCCACCAGAGCCACAACUAGUGAGCUCACCCAGCAGUACAACCUUCAACAUGACAACUCAGACCUCCCCCACAAACGCUCUUCUGGUAAAAACACCUCCACUUCAGUCCAGAGCCCCCAGGACCACCAUCAUAAGACCCACUCUGCUUUUCUCUUACCCCACUGGACUCAGGGCCGGAGGAGUCGAAAGUUCCCAUUUCCUCGUAUUUUGUUGCGGUAUCGCCGCAUUACAUCCGCUCGAAGUCGAUCCCGCUCACGGAGCCGGGAGAGACGACUCUCAGACCGGAGGAGGUACGACAAGAGCCCGUCGCCGAGGAGGAACCGUGAGAGACGACCGUCCGUGGAGAGGACGCCAGAUCAGCAGCAGAAUAAUGGUGCCAAGAAACUGCCGGAAAACCCAGCUGUGAAGUCCAGAUCAGAGCAGUCUCACCUGGGCGAUGUGGGAAAAACUCCACCUGCACCAACACAGCAGCUUGCCGAGACAUCGUCAUCAUCAUCAUCAUCAUCAUCAUCAUCAUCAUCAUCAUCCAGGAGACAGCUGAGCAAUAAGUCACCUGAAGUGAAGCUGCAACAGGUUGCUAAAGGAGUCAGAUCUUCAGCUGAAGGAGCCAGAUCUUCAGCUAAAGGAGUCAGAUCUUCAGCUGAAGGAGUCAGAUCUUCAGCUAAAGGAGUCAGAUCAGCUGAAAGAGCCAGAUCUUCAGCUGAAGGAGUCAGAUCAGCUGAAGGAGCCAGAUGUUCAGCUAAAGGAGCCAGAUCUUCAGCUGAAAGAGCCAAAUCUUCAGCUGAAGGAGUCAGAUCAGCUGAAGGAGCCAGAUGUUCAGCUAAAGGAGCCAGAUGUUCAGCUAAAGGAGCCAGAUCUUCAGCUGAAAGAGCCAGAUCAGCUGAAGGAGCCAGAUCUUCUGAAGGAGCCAGAUCUUCAGCUGAAGGAGUCAGAUCUUCAGCUGAAGGAGUCAGAUCAGCUGAAGGAGCCAGAUCUUCAGCUGAAAGAGCCAGAUCUUCAGCUGAAGGAGUCAGAUCUUCAGCUGAAGGAGUCAGAUCAGCUGAAGGAGCCAGAUCUUCAGCUGAAGGAGCCAGAUCUUCAGCUGAAGGAGUCAGAUCAGCUGAAGGAGCCAGAUCUUCAGCUAAAGGAGCCAGAUCUUCAGCUGAAAGAGCCAGAUCUUCAGCUAAAGGAGCCAGAUCUUCAGCUGAAAGAGCCAGAUCUUCAGCUAAAGGAGACAGAUGUUCAGCUGAAAGAGCCAGAUCUUCUGAAGGAGCCAGAUCUUCAGCUGAAGGAGCCAGAUCUUCAGCUGAAAGAGCCAGAUCUUCAGCUGAAGGAGCCAGAUCUUCUGCUGAAGGAGCCAGAUCUUCAGCUGAAGAAGUCAGAUCUUCAGCUGUAAGAGCCAGAUAUUCAGCUGAAGAAGUCAGAUCUUUAGCUGAAGGAGCCAGAUCUUCAGCUGAAGGAGCCAGAUCUUCUGAAGGAGCCAGAUCUUCAGCUGAAAGAGCCAGAUCUUCUGAAGGAGCCAGAUCUUCAGCUGAAGGAGCCAGAUCUUCUGCUGAAGGAGCCAGAUCUUCAGCUGAAGAAGUCAGAUCUUCAGCUGAAAGAGCCAGAUCUUCAGCUGAAGAAGUCAGAUCUUUAGCUGAAGGAGCCAGAUCUUCAGCUGAAGGAGCCAGAUCUUCAGCUGAAGGAGCCAGAUUUUCAGCUGAAAGAGCCAGAUCUUCAGCUGAAGGAGCCAGAUCAGCUGAAGGAGCCAGAUCUUCAGCUGAAGAAGUCAGAUCUUCAACUGAAGGAGCCAAAUCUUCAGCUAAAAGAGCCAGAUCUUCAGCUGAAAGAGCCAGAUCUUCAGCUGAAGAAGUCAUAUCUUUAGCUGAAGGAGACAGAUCUUCAGCUGAAGGAGACAGAUCUUCAGCUGAAGGAGCCAGAUCUUCAGCUGAAGGAGCCAGAUCUUCAGCUGAAGGAGCCAGAUCUUCAGCUGAAGGAGCCAGAUCAGCUGAAGGAGCCAGAUCUUCAGCUGAAGGAGCCAGAUCUUCAGCUGAAGAAGUCAGAUCUUCAGCUGAAGAAGUCAGAUCUUCAGCUGAAGAAGUCAGAUCUUCAGCUGAAGGAGCCAGAUCUUCAGCUGAAGGAGCCAGAUCUUCAGCUGAAGGAGCCAGAUCAGCUGAAAGAACCAGAUCUUCAGCUGAUAUGGUCAGAUCUGCUGAAGCAAAGCAAAAGCUUGAGGAAACCAAAAAGAAGCCGAACACCAAGAUGUACUCAUCAGAUCCCGUUACCUUCCUGACUGUUGGGGAGACAAUAGAAACUCACCUGCAAAGAGAAAGUCUGAAGUGUUCAAGCUUGAGUACUUGUCUCUCAGUUAAGAGUAAGACCAAACUGUUGCUGAUUGACAACCUGCCGGUUUACGAUGAUGUCUGCUACACAGAGGCCAACAUCGCCAGUUUGCUUAAACCGUUUGGAUUUCAGUACAACGACAGCAACAUCUACGUUAUUCCCAAGAUGCGAAUGGCCUUUGUCCUCAUGCCCGUUUUGAUGAUGAUACGAGACUCUAUUAAGAAUUCAUUGAGCAAUUUAACUUUAAAUACAUCGAAACUCAUCUUGGAGGUUGUUCACAACAAAAUCUCUAUGUCUCCGGUGUUCGUCGAGUUCAACAGUCCGUCGGACGCCGAUCGGCUCGGCAUUUGGUUCAGCCGCCUGAAAAUGGGCCUCAACCACAAAGUCUUCAGGAUGAAGAUUCCACGCUGCUCCACAUCAGCACCGCAGCCAAGACAGGAAGUCAGCACUUUGCAGGAAAUCAAUGACGUUGCUGCCAAGGUAACCACGUCAACAAAUGUUCACCGUGUUCCUAAAGGAGGCGUGCCACAAUUUUGGGUUACAAUGACAACCUUUCCCUACAUGUUCCCCACCGCUUCUCCUUGGUUCGUCAUUCCAGAUUUUCUGACAAUCAGAAAAGUGUCUGACAUUAAAAAAGUGACGCCUCCGGAGUCUGCGUUCAAGACGGUCAUGUUGACCGGUUUGCCAGGAGGACACUACAAACACGACGACAUUGCAAAGCUGGUGAAGUUUUACUUUCUUAAACCGAGUCAUCGGUGUCUGUACUUCAACGUGAACGUCCUGACGAUGCAGAGGAGGGCUUUUGUGCAUUUCAACAACUGGCACUCGUGUCAGAGUUUUAUUCGGGAUCACCUCUCUAAGCCAGUUUGUGUCAGGUACCGGCUUCAGGUCCACUUGGUCUUAGAGAACAUGCACCCUGGGUUCAGAGAGGAGGAUAUAUACAGCAAUCUGAUGAAGUGGAGCAAUGCUGAUUGUCCGGUUCUUGCGAGCUUGGAGCACCGGCUGCUGUGUGUGGAGAUCGAGGAGACGAGCGCAUCUCUGGUUAUGGUGGUCUUACAGGGGGUGGCCGCCAUCGCUCCGUUUGUCAACUACCUGGCUCUUGCCGACAGGAUUUACAUUGAGAUGACAAAUUCCAGCAGCGUUGCAAAGGUGGUGUGGAAUCUCGGGAAAGACCAUUGGUUUGAUUAUCCGUGGACUAAACUUCUACGUGUGGAGUCUUUGAGGGCUCGAAAAAAUCGUCUGCAUGACGAGCAUCAUUUAUCAUUGAGAUCUAUAGAGGAUGAAAUCCUGGAGUCAGGGCUGCCAACCAGAGGCUGCACAGCAGAACCGCCCAGUACAGAGCUCCGAACACGUCCAUCUGGUUCUGAACCAGUUACAGAACAAAGUUUGUCCGCCUCAAAAGAAGCACCAGAGACCAGGGACAGCAACAGAACUCCUCCUUCAUCAGCUCAGAGUCAGUUUCUUACUGUGGAAAAACUCAACGAAUCAGGUGUUGAGAGCCAUAAAACGGAUGAAGUAAAAAAACGUGUUACUGAAAACCAAACCGCACCAGGUAACCAUGAAGCCGAAGGUUCUAAACAGUCAACGACUGAAGGUCCAGGAGAUAAAACUCAAGCACUGGAUCAAAAUAACCAGAAACCAAGGAGCAGCGACAAACACAACCAAAAAUGUUCAAAUGAGCUGCAACAAAUCUGCAACCAUGAUCCGCCUCCAGAAACCAUCAGCUCCAAAGACAGCUCGACAAAGCCUCCUGAACAGGACAUCACAGAAAUGAUCAGUUCAACUGACAAUCAGACCGACGUUGAACCCACAACUCCAGAUGGACCGACCAGGAGCAGUCGCUCAAAGAGAAGGCUGUCUCUAAAGAAACAGGACGUGACGAUUAAAUACCAAACUCGAGCCAAGAACAGGAAACGAGUUGACGAGGAACGGAUCGAGGGUCCAGCAGAGACGGUCUUUAAGGUCGUGGAACCUGUUCAAGAAGAUCCUGAUAGACGGACAGCGGAGGAAAGCAAACCAACGACAAGAUCUUCCAAAGGAAGAAAAACAGAGGAUGAUGGAAACGUCCCAAGAAAAAAGCCAAGACUGACCAGGGAUUUACAGGAAAGCAACGGAGAGAAAACUCCAAAAACAGAAGCUCCAACAGAAAACACAAAGACAAAGGAGGCUGCGGUUACAGACACAAGAGAGGAGGAGGAGAUCUGUCAGUCGAAAACGCAAAGACCAAGGAGAGGAAGACCAAAGAAGACAACCAAACAGAAAGCAGCUUCAGAGAACAAAGACUCGUCCAGUAAAGUAGCUGAAGAAGUAAAGCUCCAGUACAGGAGCUCUGACGAUCAAAUCUACGAUUCUUUGAGUAUAAAUCAAGUUCAAGAAGAGAUGAAGGCCUCUGGACUCUGCAGAGUGGAGGAGAAAGAGACGAUGGAUGAAGCUUCUGUAGAGAUCCUAAAUGAAGCCGAAGAGGAAGAGAAAAUCCAAGGACCUGCUGAGCAUUCACACGACGACAAAACAGUUCCUGACGAACAGACGAAGCUUGUUGCACCAGACGUGAAGCGACCUCGGUCUCAGGAACCUUCUGAUCUCAAACCAGCACAGUUCAACCCAGAGGACUCGCUCGGGGAGUCAUUUGUGGAGCGAAAACUGGGCUUCUUCUGCUCGCUCUGCUCCGUCUUCUACCUGGAUGAGAACGGGGAGGAUCUUCACUGCUGCAGCCGGGAUCACUACGACAACCUGAAGAAACAUUACCAGACGCUUCGACAGAAACCUACCAGGACGUCCAAACGAAAUUUGUUCAGAAGAUGAAAGACUCACCGUCCAAACAUUUUUACACUUUAUCAAAGUUUACUGUUAUAUUUUUAUACUCUUUUAUAGAUUUGUUUUGGACUGAACAGUUGUUUGGGACAAUUUGUUUUUAAAAAGAAUGUAACUACAGUGAAGUACGGAAUUAAUCUUGUGUCAGCAGAGAUUGAAUUUGAAUUGCUCAGAUUGAAUCUGAAUGUGCACAAUUUGAAAUUGAACGAAUUGGUUUGAAAAUAAAUUUCA